AUGGAAAUUCCACUGAGACAAAAGAUGGGAGACUACUGCAGGAGGAAUCAUGUUGGAAAGAUUAAUUUUGGAUUUCAACUUGCUAAACCUGUUACUUUUGAUCUUAAGAAUUAUGUGUUUUUAGGUUUGAGAGAUAACUUGUUCGACAGAGAAGUUAUCAGAGAUCCGUGGAAGCGUCUAGCUUGCUUCUAUGAGACAUGUUCGAUGUACAAACCAGAUGGAGUAACUGAUGAUCAGGAGCUGGAAGAUAGAUUUAUGGAAAGAUUUUUCACAAACACCAAGUUUGUGGAAAGAAAGGCCGAGAUUUCAAACUUUGAACAAGGUGAUAUUGAAUCCUUAUAUGAUAUGUGGGAAAUAUUUAAGCUAUUACUCAAAAGAUAUAUGAAUCAAAACAUGAGUAGUAUGAAACGGAUGCAACAUUUCACUAGAGUUCUAAAAGCUCAAGCAAGAAUUAUCUUGGAUGCCUCAGUUGGAGGUACCAUCAAAACUAAUAUUGAAGAUGAAGUGAAAGAGUUGAUAAAGAAAAUAUGUCAGAAUGAAUAUCUUUCACAAAGUGAAAAAGGAGUCAAACCAAAGGGAGUACUCGAUCUGGAUGCCAAUAUUGCAAUGUUAGCUCAAUUAGAGGUGAUUGCUAAACAGUUAGCUAAAGCCACAAUUAUUCCAGCCAAUGUUAGUCAAGUUCAGAUACUACAAUGUAAUUUCUGUGGACAAGGGCAUGCUUAUGGAAAUUGUGUAACAGAGGGAUUAGUAAAUAAGCUAAAUUUAUAA
Lathyrus oleraceus (garden pea) is the source of this 768-nucleotide messenger RNA. RefSeq lists its product as uncharacterized. The coding region runs from base 1 to 768 and encodes 255 amino acids. The record is from RefSeq and is a predicted model, not a curated record. NCBI's taxonomy places the organism in Eukaryota, Viridiplantae, Streptophyta, Magnoliopsida, Fabales, Fabaceae. The transcript is spliced from 2 exons.